UCAAUAGCAAAGCUGUAGUGUUCCCAGGGUUGUGCUUCAUUCCCUCUACACCCUAAUGCUUCACCUCACCUUCACCGUACCCUCCUCAGCUCUGCUAUAUCAUUCCUUCUCAUAGUAUUCCAAGUGUCCGACUCAGGCAGGACAGUAGUUAGGACCUAGCCAGGAGAAGGGGGGCUCCCCUUGCCGAAUCAGUAGCAGCUGGUCCUGCUUGCUCUUCUGUUGGAGCUACUUCCAUGGUCUAAACCUGUUCAAACAGCUUCACUACCGUUCCCCUAUUACUCUCAUCAAUCGACUUGGAGCUACACGUGGAUGUGACAAGAGGAGCAGGUUGUAGGACUGUGGUGACAUCAUACCAACUUCAAGGAUGGAGGAUGAAGCAGUUCUGGACAGAGGGGCUUCAUUCCUGAAGCAUGUCUGUGAUGAAGAGGAGGUGGAAGGUCAUCACACUGUCUACAUUGGAGUACAUGUUCCUAAGAGCUAUCGGAGGAGGAGACGUCAUAGACGCAGAACCACCCACAAAGACAAAAAAGAGAAGGAUAAAUCCGAAAAUUAUUCAGAUGUCGAAAAAUCUGAUACAGAAAAUGCCGAUGACCACAGCUCUAACAUCCUUAAACCCCUAAUCUCCCCAGCUGCAGAGCGCAUUCGCUUUAUCUUGGGAGAAGAUGAUGAUGGCCCAGCUCCUCCACAGCUCUUCACUGAGCUUGAUGAACUUUUAUCUGUUGAUGGACAUGAUAUGGAAUGGAAGGAAACAGCCAGAUGGAUAAAGUUUGAAGAAAAAGUGGAGCAGGGUGGAGAAAGGUGGAGUAAGCCCCAUGUUGCCACACUUUCCUUGCACAGCCUGUUUGAACUGAGAACAUGUAUUGAAAAAGGGACAAUACUACUUGACCUAGAAGCCAAUUCACUCCCACAAGUAGUUGAAAAAAUCCUUGAUAACCAGAUUGAGACAGGACUAUUGAAACCAGAGAUGAAGGAAAAGAUCACCUACACUCUUCUCAGGAAGCAUCGACAUCAGACAAAGAAAUCCAACUUGCGUUCCUUGGCUGACAUAGGGAAAACAGUCUCCAGUGCAAGUAGGAUGUUUGUCAACCCGGACAAUGGCAGCCCAACAAUGACACACCGAAACAUGACAUCUUCUAGUCUGAAUGACAUUUCAGAUAAGCCUGACAAAGAUCAACUAAAGAACAAAUUCAUGAAGAAGCUGCCAAGAGAUGCUGAAGCCUCCAAUGUCCUUGUUGGAGAAGUUGACUUCUUGGAGAAUCCAUUCAUUGCAUUUGUCCGACUAAAGGAUGCAGUCAUGUUUGGAGCCCUCACAGAGGUUCCUGUGCCCACAAGAUUCCUAUUUAUUCUACUGGGACCAAAAGGAAAAGCCAAGUCAUAUCAUGAGAUUGGAAGAAGCAUAGCCACCUUAAUGUCUGAUGAGAUAUUCCAUGACAUUGCCUAUAAAGCAAAAGACAGGCAGGACCUGAUUGCUGGAAUAGACGAGUUUCUGGAUGAGGUUAUUGUGCUUCCACCUGGUGAAUGGGACCCCGACAUAAGGAUAGAACCGCCAAAGUCUCUUCCGUCUUCUGACAAGAGGAAAAACAUGUACUCAGGUGGGGAAACUGUACAGAUGAAUGGAGACGCGCCACAUGAUGAUGGUCAUGGCGGUGGAGGACAUGGUGACGCACCAGAGCUUCAGAGGACUGGACGGUUUUGUGGAGGAUUAGUUGAAGACAUCAAAAGAAAAGCACCCUUUUUUGCCAGUGACUUUUAUGAUGCAUUAAGUAUCCAGUCACUUUCAGCCAUGCUUUUCAUUUACUUGGGAACUGUGACCAAUGCAAUUACUUUUGGUGGACUUCUUGGAGAUGCCACUGAUAAUAUGCAGGGUGUACUGGAGAGCUUCCUUGGCACUGCAAUUUCAGGUGGUGUUUUUUGCCUUCUUGCUGGCCAACCACUAACAAUUCUGAGUAGUACGGGCCCCGUCCUUGUGUUUGAGAGGUUGUUAUUCAAUUUCAGCAAAGAUAAUGGCUUUGAUUACUUGGAGUUCCGCUUGUGGAUUGGCCUGUGGUCAGCUUUCUUAUGCCUCAUCCUAGUGGCCACAGAUGCUAGCUCACUUGUCAAGUACUUCACACGUUUUACAGAAGAAGGGUUUGCCUGCCUCAUCAGCUUCAUCUUCAUUUAUGAUGCUUUUAAGAAGAUGAUCGCGUUUGCAGAUUAUUACCCAAUCAACUCACAUUACAAAGUGGGUGAUGUCACCCUGUUUACUUGUGCUUGCCUCCCACCAGAACCAACCAACAGUUCACUAUUUAAUGAGACCACAGAAUUUCCAUUUAAUUUCCUUUCUACCACCUUUGCCACACUUUCAACCACAGAAGAUCCAUUGCAGCAUUACAACGGAACAAUUGAUUGGUCCAGCCUAACGAAGAAAGAAUGUGUGAAAUAUGGUGGCCAACUGGUUGGCAACAACUGCAAAUACAUCCCUGAUAUCACAUUAAUGUCCUUCAUUUUGUUCCUUGGCACGUACACAUGUUCUAUGACUCUGAAAAAAUUCAAAGUCAGCCGCUAUUUCCCAACCACAGCCAGAAAACUCAUCAGUGACUUUGCCAUAAUUUUAUCAAUUUUGAUCUUCUGUGGAAUUGAUGCCCUUGUUGGAGUUGACACACCAAAGCUUAUUGUUCCCAGUGAAUUUAAACCAACAAGUCCUCACAGAGGGUGGUUUGUGCCCCCAUUUGGAGGCAACCCUUGGUGGGUAUACCUGGCAUCAGCUCUCCCAGCUCUUCUUGUCACCAUUUUAAUCUUCAUGGACCAACAGAUUACAGGUGUCAUUGUCAACAGGAAGGAAAACAAGCUUAAGAAAGGAGCAGGGUAUCACUUGGAUCUGUUCUGGGUAGCAGUCCUUAUGAUUGUGUGUUCUUUUAUGGCUCUUCCUUGGUAUGUGGCUGCAACUGUCAUCUCCAUAGCUCACAUCGACAGCUUGAAAAUGGAAACUGAGACAUCCGCUCCUGGAGAGCAACCAAAGUUCUUAGGUGUAAGGGAACAAAGAGUAACUGGAGUUAUGGUGUUCUUACUGACCGGUUUAUCUGUUUUCAUGGCACCAAUACUGAAGUUUAUCCCUAUGCCUGUUCUGUAUGGAGUCUUCUUAUAUAUGGGAGUAGCAUCACUCAAUGGAGUACAGUUCAUGGACCGACUUAAGCUGCUCUUGAUGCCUGCUAAACAUCAGCCAGAUUUCAUUUACUUACGCCAUGUUCCUUUACGAAGGGUGCAUCUAUUCACUUUUAUUCAAAUUCUAUGUCUGGCACUGCUAUGGAUUCUAAAAUCAACAGUUGCUGCUAUUAUAUUCCCAGUUAUGAUUCUGGCUCUUGUAGCAGUUAGGAAAGCCAUGGACUACCUCUUUUCUCAGCAUGAUCUUAGCUUCCUAGAUGAUGUGAUCCCUGAGAAAGACAAGAAGAAGAAAGAGGAUGACAAGAAAAAGAAAAAGAAGAAGGGAAGCAUAGACAGCGACAAUGAAGAUUCUGACAGCCCUUAUUCAGAAAACGUCCCCAGUAUUAAAAUCCCAAUGGACAUCAUGGAACAGGAACCAUUCCUUUCUGAUAGCAAACCUGGUGAGACUGGAGAAAAGCCAUUUACAUUCCUUGAACGACACACAUCAUGCUGAAAGACUUCCAUUUAUUCAGUCGAAUAUGCCAAGCCCACCAAGUACUCCCAUACGACUUGUGCCUCAAAUUAGGAUAGAGCUUGAGCCAGAUGAAGACACUUAUUUCUGGAGAAGCCGGGGAAUGGAGACAACAUUGUGAAAACACAAACCACCUCCUCUAUCUUUUUGGACUUUUUCUAGCCAAAAAUUAAAUCUCCUACUCUCCACUGACUUUGAUGCUUGUUAUGGUAGCAUUCUCUGAAUGGCUUUUGCUAGCUAAAGUGCUUCCACUGUGACCUAUUGUAUACAUCCAGGCUAGCAUACUAACCAGUCAUAUAAUAAAUGUUAUUUCUGCCUUUUUGACUGUAUAUCCCAUUACUAGACAGGAGACGAAUGUCUGGUGAACUUCUGAUAAAUGUCAUGCAGAUUUUUCUGUCUUGGUAAAGCAACUAUGCAAUAUAAUGUAGAAUGAUAGAUGAGUACAUUCUGUACAAUGAAACAACGUCUCCAGAACCAUAGUAUUAACCACAUUAAUUAUGCAUAUUGGUACUUGCCAGAUGAUGUAUUAAUUAUAGAAAAAAAUAUUGCCAUAAGGUAAAAUGCCCCAUUGGUAUGCAUCUUAUAUUUGAACACACUAUGUAUACACUAAAGAGUGUUUAAUAUAUUCUAGCUUAUGUCUUUAAAUUAUGGGGCCUAACCUUCAACUUAUAUAUUGUUAAUUGUUUUUUUAAAAACUUUUUUUAAUGACUGUAAAAAAAAUGAAUCUCUUUUUUUCCUGCAGCAGGAAACAUAUAGUUUUAAGUAGUAGGUCUACCUCUCAUUUGUAGAAACUGGCUUUUCUGUAUGAAUGUCUUGUAUACAAUGUGAUUUAUAUUAUAACACAAAUAUUUGUUCUUUAGAUCUCAAUGAAACCUUAGAAUUUUGUACUUAUUUUAAACUGAUCAAUGAAGUCAUUUCAAAAGUAGAAGACAAUGUUUUUUUAAUGAUGUGAUGAGGGAGGCGGGUUUAACUUAUAAUCCAUUAUUUUAAGUGGUGUGAAGAGUAUUUAUAAGUAUGUAGGCAAUAAUUAAUCAUAGUGACUGGUAACAGGGAUCAAUAAGCAACUAAAGAUGCUAAUUGUUUUACAGAAGAAACAAUUAAUGAUGGUCUUGAAGUAACACUUAAAGCAAAACUCCACAAUUUACGCUUUAUUAUGGCUAUGUGGUCAGCAGGUGAAAAGUCCCAUUUCUUUGUUAUAUAUCUUUGUCUUACUUUUGCUGUUUUGACAUAUUUUCAGUCAUUUUGUAAAAAAAAAUACUUCUGCCUGGAAACCAUCAACAAGUGUGUUUGCAGUGGCUGAGGGAUCUGUUAUCCUGUUUGUGUGUCUAUUCUUAGGUCUAUUUAGUAAAAGUAAGCAUACUGCCAUGGAGGGCAGGUUCCCCUGAAACAUAACAAUACCUGUUUGUCAAAAUCUGGUCCUCUAAUCCUGAGAAAUGCUUUUCAAUUUUUGGAAGUAAAGAUUUUGGAUAACCAUGGGUGAGGCUUCUCCAUUUGGUGCUCUGCCACCCACUACUUACCCUUCUUGCAUGAUUGAUAGUCCCUAAGGUUUGAGAUGCGGUAGUUUUUACAGAGGGGAAGCCUGGUGGAACAAAUAGAUAAGCUCUGCCCACAGUGCACCGAAAACCUUAUUUGCAUAAAACUAAAAGGAUUUCUCAGGAUUAGAGGACUGGACUUUUACGAGUAUGAUAUGAUUAUAUUUCACAGUACUUACAUUAUAUGGCAUUAUGCUUACUUUGAAACUGGUUGAAACAGGGACUUCAGCACUCCCCCUUAAGGGUGCCUUCACACGUGGCAUGGUUUCACACCAUAAAAUAGGUUUACUGCCACUAAAUCAGCAUGUCUUUACUAUAGAAUUGCUACAGAUUUCAUCCUUUGUAAUGCACGUCAUACAAAGUUGGCUUAAGAUUAUGCCACUUGUGAAGGUACCCUAAAGGGAAUUUCCCCUUGCAAUCUUUUAUGAAAAUGAUAGGGGGAUUUAAGACUUCAGUGGGCUUAUAUAGCCUUUUUAGGUAUAUGCCUUUUUUACUUAUAUGUCAUUAUUUUAAUAGCACUGUGGCUUAACUGCUUGUCGAUGCUUUCCAGGUAGCAGAAGAGUAGCAAAGAUAUCCUACAAAGACACUAUUUAAAUUUUCUUUUUUGCAUCCGAGUUGUUGGGGUUUUGCUUUAACACAUUUUUGUAAUUUGUUAAAGUUCAUGAAAUCUAUGUGUGUGAAAUAGAAAAGGACACAAACUGUUCUCUUGUUCAAAGUGCACAAAAAAGUGUAAAGGGGUUCUCUGAGAUUCAUUUAAAAUGAGCAUCAGCAAUGUGUCCUGGAAUAUGAGCAGGACUUAUUGCCUCCACUUGCAGAGCCUCCUGGAGGCUCAGGGGGCAGGGCCUCACUACACUGCUGUGCAACAGAUGGUAAUGAUAUGAUCCUGCCUAUGAUAUGCCAUCAUGGCUGAGCAGCCUGACAGGAAAACUCACCAAUAUGUAGUAUAGGAAGUCUCAGAAUGUAGUGUGUAGUGAGGCCGCAUCCCUUAACCCCCUAGGCUGCUUUAUAAGAAGUGUCAACCAGUUCUGCUCACACUCUAGGACAGAUUGCUGCUGGCAAUUUUAAAUCAUUUAAAGUGGUAUUCCCAUCUCAUCCAUACUUUCAUUUUACUGCCCUUGACAUUCCAUUUCCUAUUUCCCAAGUAAACCUCCAGUUUAGAGACUUUAAUGAUUAUAUUUUAGCUGAUAUAAGACUAUUAUUUGCAUCUCUUCUUUUACCUACCUGCUGCAGGGAAUUAUGGGAUUGUCCUUGCUAUUAGUUCCUUAAUAUGAUCAUUAAAGUGUCUCAAAGCA
This is a messenger RNA of Bufo gargarizans (Asiatic toad), 6476 nucleotides long. It is a transcript of the gene SLC4A4, whose product is annotated as solute carrier family 4 member 4. The transcript has 26 exons. The record is from RefSeq and is a predicted model, not a curated record. Gene Ontology annotation, biological process: bicarbonate transport; monoatomic anion transport; regulation of intracellular pH. Gene Ontology annotation, cellular component: basolateral plasma membrane; plasma membrane. NCBI's taxonomy places the organism in Eukaryota, Metazoa, Chordata, Amphibia, Anura, Bufonidae. Gene Ontology annotation, molecular function: monoatomic anion transmembrane transporter activity; sodium:bicarbonate symporter activity; solute:inorganic anion antiporter activity. The coding region runs from base 365 to 3634 and encodes 1089 amino acids.